GUUGCCCGGUAUGUCUCUCCUCCUUGGGAUUUUCACUUUGUCUGCAAGUAUUGGUUUGAAUCAUGCGUCGCAGAGGUACCUAGUGGUAUCGGGUUAGUCACCCACCUUCUGACGGCAUUGAGGCACACAUACACGCACACAAUUUAAUUAAAUCGAUGGAAUUAAUUAAAAUAAUAUAAGCGAAAGAGGCAAAAACAGAAGGAAAAGAAAGAAAAAAAAAAGAGUCAGCAGUGACUUAAGUCGCUCUGUGAGACACAUGAAAAGAAAUCCCUUCUCCUAUUGUACCCAUUUGCUUGGUAUACGUUCCGAAUGGCGCCAAUUAAUUUUAAUGAUUCUUCGAGCUCCUCAUGUCAUUAUGUUAAGUGUGGAUUUUUGAAAUAUUAAAACAUCCUCUCUCGCCUCGUGUGAUGCUUUAUGAUAUCACGAUGUUUCAGUUACAAGUAUGCAGGGGCAAGGGGGGAGGGUGGAAUUUUUUUUUUAUUGUGACGAAUUUUAUCCUUAUUAUCCUUACCCGGUGGUACCCCUACCUUGGCGUGUUGCCACCCUCAUACCGCCAAAAAGUGCGCCAGAGAGCUUCUUCGUGUGCCUUUUAGAAAAAUUGCUCCAUACAAUUUUAAUGAAGCCAAAUUGUAUAUGUUUGACUGAGACAAAAGAUCAGUAUCAUGUUAGUGAGGAGUGAGGGACAUAUAUACAUAUAUCUGUUUCACUUUUUUUGCCUCCUUGUAUCUCUUCUCUUGAUUAUAAACAUUACUCGCUGUAAUUAUUAUUAUCCGAGCCGUGCAGCCGAAGGAGGGGAAUUGUUGGGAAGUUUAAAACCACCGCUUCAUCUCGUAUGACAUUCUAUAUCUAUCUCACUCGGCUACAUCGGUAGUACUUUGAAUUUGCGGAAGAUGGCUGUCUCACUUCCAUUGCACGACUUCACCCGAUGUUCCACUUCGGUUCGCAACCAGACACUAAUACUCACAAAAGUUGCAUGAUGCUACACUGUUGAAUAGGCAUGUUGGUUGGGAUGUGUAAGUAAGAUGAGUUAGGGUGUGUAUCACAAUUUUUGACAUAAGACUCCGUCGGCGACUAAGCGUAAGAAGAAGACAACAUGCUUGUACUCAAGAAGUCUGUCCUACUCUAAGACAUCUCUCUCUUUCUCACCUCUGGUCUUGUCCCAAAACAACAACACACACCAUCUUGUGCCAGACGCCUUAUGUAUGAAAGCGUAAGGUAUAGUGACAGCCGCAUGGUUCGAUCUUGCUUUCAUUCCCGGCACUCGUUUAGUUUCAAUUGAUGAGUCAGAGAGUGUGCUGGUACGAGCGCGAGCCGCACAUGUCUAAUUAACCUUCUUACCUUAAAAUACAAUAUUUCCCUACAAAAAAAAAAAAGAAAUCACAAGUGAGACAGUUUUACCGAUUGUAGGUGGGUUUUCAAAGGUAAUUUCUGCGUUAGAUGCUAUACCUGAAUUGGUAUUUGCAACUGUAUUGGUUUCAAUCAACGAGUUUGUUUACCCCUCAAUUGCCACGGCAAUACCUCACCAACCUCGAUCCGAAACGUCUUUUCGAAUGGUCCUUGAACCUACAGUGCAGUGCUGAAGUCCAAAUAUUCAAACAACGAGUUAGCAACGGUGCAGACUUGUGGCGACUGUACCCGGGCCCCUUGAAAAGCAACCAAAAAAAAAUAGUGAGGAUUUUGUGCUUGGUGAUUUAAGAUUUGCUCCCCCUCACACACGAAGUGGUAGAGAAGUCAAAGAAUCAAAAUAUGCAGUGACACCAAGUGCUUGAAAGUUAUUUUUUUUUUCGGGAACGAAAGUGAUGUGAUGUUGAAGUGUAUCCAAUCUACUUUCCAUGUGGUGCAAAUUGCAUGGAUUUUCCCGUAUAAGAUUCCUUUUGAGUAAGAGAAAAUUGGAAAAGGGAUUCCACAGUUGUUCAAUUGAAUUUCAUCCAUUGAGAACCACAGAAGUGCCACAUUGUCGAGACGCGGUGGUAGGAGAGAAUAGUGUAGCACCUAAAUAAUUCAAUUGAUCUCAUAUGUAAGGCAAUGCCAGACGUCCAUCUGUGAGAGUCCUAGUAUUGGAGUAACAUAGUAGGGCAACAUAAAAAAGGUAAAGACAACCCGGACUGUAGUGCUUCACCAACAAUUUUAAUUAAGGCAAGAAUCAGGUGCCAUUAAUAUCAUCUUCACUUAUUCUUCUCAGUCACUUGAAAAAAAAGAUCAAUGGGAUUACAUGCAAUUGUAAAAUAAAGUGCUAAAGUUGCCAUAAUUAGAAAAGAAGUACUAGGAGUGGUGUCUUAAGAAGAGUGUUUUUAAAAGAGUGAUUUCUGUGAAAUUAUUUCUCUUGCAAUUGGCGGACAAGUGAUCCAUAUUGGCGCCGAUUAGGGGUAGCCUGAGCAAUCGUCCCAGCACCGCAACCGUCGUUGAAUCUCUUCGUCUGUUGCCGCCAGUGGCCGCAACAGCACCUACCUUUUCCACGGGCGACGGCAAUAGAAAAUCCGUCAAACUGGCCGCGUCUAUAGCAAUGAACCCGCACUACCAUCCGUACUCGGAGCUGUCUUCGCCACAUCCACCAAGUCCGGAUAACAACAACUUCCCGCCACUGGCUGGCGGGCAUCAUCACAAUGGCCAUGGCCCCUUCAUGUCAAUGGAGGGGCAGCAGGGAUUCCAUCAGAUCAACAACAAUAUCGGACCUAUCAAACACUGUGGUGGAUGCGGAGGUAAAAUCGUGGAGAGAUUCUUCUUGCAUGCACUUGACAAAUACUGGCACAACUCCUGCCUCAAAUGUUCCUGCUGUGGUGCAAUGCUGGCCGACAUCGGGAGCAGCUGCUACACGAGAGCCGGGAUGAUUCUGUGCAAGGCUGACUACUCCAGGAUGUUCGGUAUGUCAGGAGCAUGCAGUGCAUGUGGACAAACAAUCCAAGCCAACGAAUUGGUGAUGCGAACAACAUCGCAACUUAGUAAUAAUCAAGCGGUGGGCAAUCCUAACCAAAAUCUACAGAGUCAGGUGCAACAUCAGGUGUUUCAUCCCAAGUGUUUUGCAUGUUCAAAAUGUGCAGUACAGCUAAUGCCAGGCGACCGGUACUACAUGCUAGCGGGAAGUUUGGUGUGCGAACAGGACUGGCAGAAGUUGAUUAAGAAUACGGGAGCAAGCACAGGGACACCACCCAUCCGGAAGGGCAAGGUGGGCAGACCUAGGAGAUCCAGAGACUGAGAGGCUCCGCGUCUGGGACGGCCGCCCAAGAUAAAAAAGGAGGAGGAGGCCACGGCGAAGUUGCUGCUCUCAGCUCCCGCCACCAUUCGCCCAGAUGACACUGACUUCGCGCGCACCCAUACGACCACCAGCGUUCCGCCGCCUGCCGCCGCCCAGCCCAACGAGCAUCUGUACAGCAGUCUCUAUGGCCGUGAAAUGGAACUGAUGAAGAAGAUGAUCAAGAGUGAGUGUGGCAUGGAGGGUGGCCCUUUCGUGCAGCCAGCCUCCUAUUCCUAUCAUCCUAUGCGUGGCGGUUAUGUACCGCCGGUCGUCCCGCCGCACUUCUACCCUCCAGAGAUCGAUGUGGGUGGAAAAUUCUACCAUCCUUCACCGGGGCAGCGUUUUCCCCCGCCGCCAAAUAUGGCAUGCAAAGUUGAGAAGGACGAAUCAGCCUUUCACGGGUUUAUGCAUCCAUUUGGCGGUGGCGGAGAUCGACAGCGGCUGACCCAGGGCUUGCUGAAGCCGGUGUAUGAGAUGGAUAAAAUUCCUCAGGACACCUUGGCUCUUCCCUCUCCCAAAGUCUUCUCACAGCCGUUUGAAUUGGGCUCCAUGGCGGCUGGCGGCUGUUCCAACGGUGACCCCUACAAGCCAGUGUCUAGCAAGUCAGUUAGUGAUAGUGAUAAGAGAGACAAGCAAGAAGACAAUAAUAGCAAAAGUUUCUCCGCCGGCUGCCAAUCGAGCGCCGGCGGCUGUGAAUUUGUUCAAAAGCGCGAUGGUAAGGACGGUGGCAGUCCCUUCGUGAACAGUGGCAGUGAUAUUGGUGGAGCCGGGGCUGGCGGUGGUGAAUUCUGCGGCUCACACCACCAGCCUCAGCUCAGCGGAGAUGAGAGCAAUGGUGAUGACGCAUUUACCACAUUGUAAUUAAAUUAAUGAGCAGGUGGCAUGAAUUUGUGCUCCUUGAGCACCAAAAAUGGUGAGCGAUACGUCAUUUUGUCCGCCUGGGAGGAAGCCAGGGGCUGGAGGAGUGAGUGACACAAUGCAUAAGAAUCCUUUAAUUGUGUGUACAAUAGAAUCUGGAAGAAGAGGAAAACACAGAAAUUCACCUCAUUUUUUUUUCUUCGUUCGUCUCCAUUUUCCCAUUUUCUUUCUUCUCCCUCGGCGCUUUGUUUGCCUGAGAAAAAGGCCAACAAGGUGGACUCCUAAUGCGGAGGUGUGAGCAAAAAAGACAGACCUAAAGUUGUUUUCGUUUUUUUUAUCCUUUAGUACUUUAAAGAAACUCAUUUUUGUAUACUUGUAAUAAGUGUUGAAUGAGGAAGAAGAAAAAAACCUAAUUGUCAGUGGAAAUGAUAGCGAAUUUGAGAUGAACUCUUUAAAUGUGAAAAAAAGAAAAAUUGAUAUUGAGAUGAAAAGUAUAAAAUUACACCAACCAUUAAUUACGUCAUAAGCAAUUUGACUAUUAUUAAUUAAUUAUAAUCACACACAUACCUUGUAAAUUAUAAUUUUAAAAUAAAUAUAUUUAAAUGAAUUUAAGAGAAUUAAAAGAUAUCA
Phlebotomus papatasi is the source of this 4720-nucleotide messenger RNA. Its product is annotated as LIM domain transcription factor LMO4. The record is from RefSeq and is a predicted model, not a curated record. Lineage: Eukaryota; Metazoa; Arthropoda; Insecta; Diptera; Psychodidae. The transcript has 6 exons. The coding region runs from base 2504 to 3193 and encodes 229 amino acids.